AUGGUUAAGCAAAUUCAGCACCCCACAGCAUCACUGAUUGCUAAAGUAGCUACGGCGCAGGAUGACAUCACAGGCGACGGUACAACCUCGAAUGUCCUCAUCAUCGGCGAGCUGUUGAAGCAGGCUGACCUCUACGUCUCAGAGGGUCUACAUCCAAGAAUAAUAGCCGAAGGCUUUGAGGCAGCAAAAGAGAAAGCCCUCACUGUUCUGGAGGAACUGAAAGUCACUCGGGAGAUGGACAGAGAGACGCUCAUCCAUGUAGCCAGAACUUCUCUGAGGACCAAGGUCCACACUGAGCUGGCCGACCUGCUCACUGAGGCUGUGGUAGAUGCUGUGCUCACCAUCUCUAAACCUGGGGAACCCAUUGACCUGUACAUGGUGGAAAUCAUGGAGAUGAAGCAUAAGACUGAGAGCGACACACAACUGAUCAAAGGUUUGGUGCUGGAUCACGGAGCCAGACAUCCAGACAUGAAGAAGAGGGUGGAGGACGCUUUCAUUCUAACAUGCAACGUCUCUCUGGAGUACGAGAAGACAGAGGUCAACUCUGGCUUCUUCUACAAGAGCGCUGGGGAGAGGGAGAAGCUUGUGGCUGCAGAGAGGAAGUUCAUCGAGGAGCGCGUGCAGAAGAUCAUCGACUUGAAGAAGAAAGUCUGUCCCAAUGACGACAAGGGCUUUGUUGUCAUCAACCAAAAGGGCAUCGAUCCAUUCUCCCUGGACGCUCUCGCUAAGGAAGGAAUAGUCGCCCUGCGCAGAGCCAAGAGGAGGAACAUGGAGAGACUCACCCUUGCUUGCGGUGGCAACGCCAUGAACUCUGUUGAUGACCUCACACCUGACUGCUUGGGUCACGCUGGGCUGGUUUAUGAACACACAUUAGGGGAGGAGAAAUACACGUUCAUAGAGAAGUGUGGGAACCCUCGCUCAGUUACACUGCUGAUAAAAGGUCCUAACAAACACACCCUGACGCAGAUCAAAGACGCCGUGAGGGAUGGUCUGCGCGCCGUCAAGAACGCCAUCGAAGACGGUUGCGUUGUGUCAGGUGCUGGUGCGCUUGAGGUGGCUUUGGCAGAUGCUCUGGUAAAACACAAGCCCAACGUGAAAGGCCGAGCCCAGCUAGGAGUCCAGGCAUUUGCAGAUGCUCUUCUCGUGAUCCCCAAGGUUUUGGCCCAGAACUCUGGCUAUGACCCUCAGGAGACCCUGCUGAAGCUGCAGACAGAGUACAAAGAGUCUGGUCAGCUAGUCGGAGUCGACCUCAGCACAGGUGAGCCGAUGGUGGCUGGAGAGGCAGGCGUUUGGGAUAACUACAAUGUUAAAAAACAGCUUCUCCAUUCAUGCACGGUGAUUGCCAGCAACAUCCUGUUGGUGGAUGAGAUCAUGCGAGCUGGAAUGUCUUCUCUGAAAGGUUAAAGAAGAGCCGCUGUACUUGUACUCCAGUGAUAGUUGUUUACCUGACGGUUCAGUCAAGGCGGCCCGGCUCUGGUCCGUCUGAAGCACCCCCUCAUCAAUGGCCAGCCCACUGAGCAAACCCUGCGGCGAGCCGUCUUAGCAUUCGCCAGAAAUCAUCGUUCACCUGCUCGUUUUUUUUUUUUUUCCAUGAUUUCUGCCCCCCCACCUCUCUGGAACGAUUGGUUUAUUUAUGCUACUUUGUUAAAAGCACUGAUCUCUGCAGUUCUGUUUCGGUCUAUUAAAAAAUGUUCUCGGCCUGCAA
Cyprinodon variegatus (sheepshead minnow) is the source of this 1705-nucleotide messenger RNA. It is a transcript of the gene cct6a, whose product is annotated as chaperonin containing TCP1 subunit 6A. The transcript has 12 exons. Gene Ontology annotation, molecular function: ATP-dependent protein folding chaperone; ATP binding; ATP hydrolysis activity. The record is from RefSeq and is a predicted model, not a curated record. Bases 1 to 1404 code for a protein of 467 amino acids. Gene Ontology annotation, biological process: protein folding. Gene Ontology annotation, cellular component: chaperonin-containing T-complex. NCBI's taxonomy places the organism in Eukaryota, Metazoa, Chordata, Actinopteri, Cyprinodontiformes, Cyprinodontidae.